Molecule: messenger RNA, 1738 nt
Organism: Hevea brasiliensis (rubber tree)
Lineage: Eukaryota; Viridiplantae; Streptophyta; Magnoliopsida; Malpighiales; Euphorbiaceae
Product: B3 domain-containing protein Os01g0234100
Exons: 6
Coding region: 171-1391 (406 amino acids)
Molecular function (GO): DNA binding
Source: RefSeq, a predicted model, not a curated record
CCGUACAAAAUUUGAAUUAAACGGUCCUUUCAGCUUCACCUUCCUCCGAUCGCCUUUCUAUAUGUGGCUCUCGAGCCUUUCCUCACUAAUGCUUGCAGGACGAAUAUCCCAAUUUCAAUAUAAACAGUUGAUUUAGAGGCUUUGGGAUUCUGCUACUGUUUAACAAAGCUAUGGCUGUUCUUCCUGCGGACAAAAAGCUGCCAAAGCGAGGAAGGCCUGCAAAGAUGAGGGAAAAUUUGCUUGGUGGAAAAUCUUUAGCUGUAAUAAAAAUGACUAACAAGCAAGUGAGAAACCCACUAGCUCUCCAUAAACGGAAGAGAGUCACAACAGCCAGUCUAUAUGAUAAUGAGGGAGUUAAAUCUGCAGUCUUGAAGCGAGCGGAAGAAGUUCAAGCAAAUCUAGUACCUGAAUUUCCUAGCAUGAUAAAAUGUAUGCUUCCUUCUCAUGUUUCAGGAGGAUUUUGGCUGGGUCUUAAUAAGCAAUUUUGCAAUGAGCAUAUGCCAAAACAAGACACGAUGAUUGUUUUGGAAGAUGAAAGUGGAAUAAAUUAUCAAACAAAGUAUCUUGUAGAGAAGGUAGGCCUUAGUGGAGGAUGGAGAGGUUUCAGCAUAGCUCACAAGUUACUGGAGGGCGAUGUCUUGGUUUUUCAACUAGUGAAGCCAACUAAAUUUAAGGUCUACAUUGUGAAAGCAAAUGGUCUAGAAGAAGUCGAUGGCGCUCUUGGCCUUUUGAAAUUGGAUGCUUGCAAGAAACAAAUGAGUCACGAGAAUCUGAGUACAGCUACUGAAGAAAUAGAAUAUGGAAGUGAGGAUUUUGGCUUUGAUGUUUUGGAUGGAAUCAGAUUGUCAGAAUCUGCUGUUGAUUUUAAUCAAGUGAAAAGUUUCAAGGAUUUUGACAUUCUCAUUAAUGGUUUAGUUAUAAACCCUGAGCUAUCCAAACACCUUCAAUCCAAGUAUUAUGAUCUUUGCUGCAGCCAAAGAUCAUUUCUCCAUGAGCAGCUUCUUGGGGGCCUUAAUUGUAAGCUGGCUGCAGGAGUAAUAGCGGAGACUAUUAACAUUGCUGAUGCCAUUAGAGCAUCCAAGCUUACCACCCCACCAGAAAGUUUUGUUACUUGGCAGAAGACUUUGAAAGCGUUCCAAACACUGGGAAUGAACAUCCACUUCUUGCUUGAUCGGUUGGAUCAGCUGAAAAGCCUUGCUGCAAAGUCAAAGAGGCAUAAGGAAGCUAUACUUGAAAGAGUUAAUGCAGAAGAGGAGAUGAGAACCCUUGAGAAAAGGCUUUUGGAAAUAAAAGAGAUAACUAGUAGACUUGAUAUCGAGAUUCAGCAGUUAGAAGGGAAUGCUGAGAAUUAUGAACUUAAGUUCCAAGAAUUGACUAAAGCCCCAUGGUGACCAAAAGCAUGAUAUUGCUAUUUAUAGUUUUUUGUUGGGAGCAAGAACCUCUGCUUUUCUAAGGUCAAUGGUUUUUGUGCAGGGAUGGAUGUACAUAUAACCAUCAACUGGUGAUUUUGGCAAAGAAAAUACUCGCUAGCAACGUUUAAGAGAGUAUUUUCUACUCGGAUAGAUUGAGACUAAUCUUUCUUUCUUUCCUAGUUUUUAUUUUUUGGGUUUCCCCAUGACAGGAAUGUAAUUGUUCUAUCGACUAACAGAAGUGUUGACUAAUUGCAAGUGGGAAUUUCUGUCCUGAUUCGAAGUUGUUGAACAGAAAGUUGUAAUCAAGAAAGUUUCUGAUUAACAAA